Molecule: messenger RNA, 1168 nt
Organism: Oryzias latipes (Japanese medaka)
Lineage: Eukaryota; Metazoa; Chordata; Actinopteri; Beloniformes; Adrianichthyidae
Gene: arl4d
Product: ADP-ribosylation factor-like 4D
Molecular function (GO): GTPase activity; GTP binding
Source: RefSeq, a predicted model, not a curated record
CGCGACGUGUCCCUCCAGGUGGCCGUGACGUCACAUGAGCUCGAGGUAAAGAAGGCGAGGACUUGUGAGAGAGCGGCUAAAUGCUGCCGGAGUCCGAGAGGAGACUUACCUCGGUUUGGACACCUACCUUUAUUCAACUAUGGGUGCUUUGACCUCCUGCGGGGGGUAAUUUUAUCGAAACACUUAAAAAGGUCCCCAUCUUUAGUCUCUUCUCUGAAGUUGAAGAGCUAACGCUCAUUUGGACUGGGUGGCCAUCAUGGGGAACCAGCUGACGGAUAUCGCUCCCAACACGCCGUUCCUGCCGAGCUUCCAUAGUCUCCAUGUGGUGGUCCUUGGCCUGGAUUCCUCCGGAAAAACCUCCCUUCUCUACCGGCUCAAGUUGAAGGAGUUUGUGAAAACAAUCCCCACCAAGGGCUUCAACACGGAGAAGAUCAAGGUCCCUGUGGGGGCGUCCCGCUCCAUAAACUUCCAGGUGUGGGACGUGGGGGGACAGGAGAAGUUGCGGCCGCUGUGGAAGUCCUACACGCGUCGGACCGAUGGGAUUGUGUUUGUGGUGGACUCCACGGAACUGGAGCGCAUGGUGGAGGCCAGGGUGGAGCUUCAUAAGAUCACCCGCACCUCGGAGAACCAGGGCAUCCCGGUGCUGAUCCUGGCCAACAAGCAGGACCUGGACUCUGCCCUGUCUGCCGGCGAGGUGGAGAAGCUGCUGUCCAUCCAGGAGCUCAGCAUGUUCACGCAGCACCACGUGCAGAGCUGCAGCGCCGUGGAUGGCCAGGGACUGCAGGCCGGCCUGGAGAGACUUUACGAGAUGAUCUUAAAGAGGAAGAAGAUGGUGAAGCACAACAAGAGCAAAAAAAGAUGAAGCUUGGCCUGCGUGAGGACCUGAAAAGGAUUUUAAUGCUGUGGGGACACUUUUGUUGCUUGAAGAAGGAAAGCAAUCUGUGCCAACAAAACAAAGAGGGAAGGAUUUACUCCAAAUGCUAAAGCAGUAUUAUUAAUAUAUGUUAGCAGUUAUGCAGCUGCUCCUUCACAUUUUACUGUAUGGAUGUCAAGGAAGCAGCAACUGCAGAUAAUCUGAAAUAGGUGCUUUAGGUCUUUUUAUGCAAAUUGUACAGCUUUGUAAAUAAGUCUGAAUAAAUCAAAACACUGUGGAGAAAACUGGCUUCAA